AUGGCCUCUAAAGUGUAUUCGGAAGAACAGCUUAACUACUUCCGGGUUUGUCACAUAGCCACUGACAUACUACCCGUAGCUUUACGAUUACUGUUCAAGCAGGAAUGGGACAAUCGUUACAAGACAACACUUGGUGAAUGGAAGGACACGCCUCAAAAUGGCCUGGACUUUAAAAACGGUGAGUCUGCAGAUAAUCAAUCAAGAAAUGCCGAACAGUUACUCACAAUGGUAAAUGGAAACAGGGUGCAGUGGGAUUGUACUAUGCUAUUUUAUGCCAUCCUGCAUUCUGAUUCUAUCAGACCUGGACUGAGUAAACUGAUCAGAAAAAACGUUCAUAAACUCAGAGAGUUUCGAAAUAAAUUCUACGCUCACAGGACAGAAGGUCAGUUCUCAAAUGCAGACUUCAAAACCACCGUGGCAAAAGUGGAGAAAGCAUUUCGAGCUCUUGGCCUAUCUACUGUUGAAAUCCAAACAGUAAGUAAGCAGAAAAGUUUUCCAACCGAUGAGUUGCAAAAUGUGAAGACAAGUAAUCAGAAACUUACUCAAGACCUUGAGACGAAAGAGGCGGAAUUUCAAGAGAACAAAGACAGGCUAAAAACUUCUGAAGAACAAAGCAAGGUGUUUGAAGAGCAACUACAGCGCGAAGUAGAGCCAUUUUGCGUCCUUCCACCCAAACCUCCCCAUGUGAUCGCAAAUCGCGAUUUCCACGUUGAGAACGUAACACAGAAGCUGUUAAACUUAAGGAAGGCUAACGAGAACACUUUAAGUUAUUGUUAUAUUUCAGGCAAUCCUGGGAGUGGCAAAUCCCAGCUGGCUGGACUAGUUGGUGAGAAAUACUACAAAGAAGCCAGCAAAGACACAAAUGCUCCGUCAUUUGUAAUGACCUUAAGUGCUGAAAACCCAGAAGCGCUUUUAACAUCGUACCUGUCACUGGCAAGAAAAAUGCACUGCCCCGAGUUUACUAUGAAUACCACCGAAAACUCCAAGGAUCUAAAUGAUGAACGAAAAAUAGCCAUUAUCAAAGAUUUAAUUGCGACAAAAAUUCACCUUUACUCAUCUUGGCUCUUAGUGAUUGACAAUGUCACAAAUCUUCCUUGGACAGGUCAGUUUCUUCCUGAGCGUGGAAAUGAGCAGUGGGGCAAAGGCCAGCUGCUAAUCACAACGCAAGAUUGUACCUGUAUGCCUCCAGAUAGUUCCUUCACAUCCCACAUCUCCAUAAGCAAAGGCAUGGAGCCUGCUGAUGCUAUUUGCCUUCUAACCGAGCUCUCUGGAAUCACUGACAAUGACAUGGGAAAAAACGUAGCCCACGCAUUGGAUUACCAGCCACUUGCACUAGCCAGCGCAGGAGUGUACGUGAGAAAGGUGCGAAAUACCAAUCCAAACUUCGGCUGGGAGGGGUACUUAGAAAAACUAGAGAAAGGCAAACGUGAACUCACUGAAAAGGAACUUGUCAAUGUAAACAAUAUCUACCCAAACUCUAUGACUUUAGCGACCAAGAUAGCUCUUGAAACGGUAAUGGAUUCUGAUGAAAUAAUGAAGCACGUCUUUACUUUUCUUGCUUUUUGUGCACCAGAGCCAUUGAGGUUAGAUGUAUUAACCACUUACGUUGUAAAUGCUGAUGGAGAGUUGGAUAAAGAGGACAUAGGCAUUCAGAUUCAAGGGUCCUCUCUGUUGCUACUCGAAAAAGAGGAUGAUGUCAACAUUCGUUUACACAAGGUGGUACACGAUAUUGUCAAGUGUUUAGUUAAAGACCAAAUGGAGGCUAAUGAACAUGCCCGCGUUGCUUGUGUCGCAAUAGGGUCAUGCAGGCAGUACAUUCAUGAAGCAAUACCAGAGACCUUGCGAAGUCGGGAUUCCGUCGGUGAAAGCAGACAUAUUGUUCCACACUUAAAAACUCUAGCUGUAGGAAUUACAAACAUUAUCUCUACUGAAGAGAAAUUCGGUCUCAUCAAAAACACAAUUCUAAAUAUACACAAUUUUAUAGAUAACUUUGAGAUGCUUGGUCAAGUUUGCUUGUUUCAUAGCGAGUAUGUGUCCGCAAUGAAGUAUUUCAGUGUAGCUUUAAAACUCAUUGAAGACAAUACGAUAAGGACAGGGUCUGACCAUGGACAUGUUGAGCGGGUCUGGCGCAUUUACCGUAAAAUAGGUAACGUUCAUUGGCGAUUAAGUGACUAUCAACAGGCCAAGGAGUAUUAUGAACGUGCCUUGUCCAUACAACUGAAUACGCUUGGACCCGACCAUAUUGAGGUCGCGACUACUUACCAUAACAUGGUUCCCCUACAUUGCAACCUGGGUAACAAACAGCAGGCCAAGAAGUAUUGUGAACGUGUCCUGUCCAUAAAACUGAAUAAGCUUGGACCCGACCAUGUUGACGUCGCGAGUACUUGCCAUAGCAUGGGUAACGUACAUAGCUACCUGGGUGACAAUCAGCAGGCCAAGAAGUAUUAUGAACUUGCCCUGUCCAUACAACUUAAUAAGCUUGGACCCGACCAUGUUCACGUCGCGAGUACUUACCAUAGCAUGGGUUACGUACAUGGCAACCUGGGUGACAAUCAGCAGGCCAAGAAGUAUUAUGAACGUGCCCUGUCCAUAAAACUGAAUAAGCUUGGACCCGACCAUGUUGACGUCGCGAGUACUUGCCAUAACAUGGGUAACCUAUAUCGUAACCUGGGUGACAAUCAGCAGGCCAAGGAGUAUUAUGAACGUGCCCUGUCCAUACGACUUAAUAAGCUUGGACCCGACCAUGUUGACGUCGCGAGUACUUACCAUAACAUGGGUUACGUACAUGGCAACCUGGGUGACAAUCAGCAGGCCAAGAAGUAUUAUGAACGUGCUCUGUAUAUUAAAUUGAAUACGCUUGGACCUGAUCAUGCCGAUGUCACGAAAUUGUCCCGUUUGUUAGCUGAUGUGCAGCGUGUUUUGGAUUUCCAGCAGCAGGUGCCUGAUGCUUAUGACCGUGCACAGUUGAAUCAGCCGCAAAAGCGCAGACCGGAUCAAACUGAU
This is a messenger RNA of Porites lobata, 3003 nucleotides long. NCBI's taxonomy places the organism in Eukaryota, Metazoa, Cnidaria, Anthozoa, Scleractinia, Poritidae. The record is from the annotation of a GenBank genome assembly.